Asparagus officinalis (garden asparagus) is the source of this 2054-nucleotide messenger RNA. Its product is annotated as pyruvate kinase, cytosolic isozyme. Gene Ontology annotation, cellular component: cytoplasm. The record is from RefSeq and is a predicted model, not a curated record. Gene Ontology annotation, molecular function: pyruvate kinase activity; potassium ion binding; magnesium ion binding. The transcript is spliced from 3 exons. NCBI's taxonomy places the organism in Eukaryota, Viridiplantae, Streptophyta, Magnoliopsida, Asparagales, Asparagaceae. Gene Ontology annotation, biological process: glycolytic process. Bases 125 to 1657 code for a protein of 510 amino acids.
UCAACAACAAAACAAAAACACACUCCGAAAACAAUCAAAAAGAAAAAAGAAAAAAAUUCCGCCCACCCAAAUUCCUCCGUCCAAGCUCUCAUCAAAUUUCUAGGGUUUCCAGUUGUCCCUUGCAAUGGCGAACAUCGACAUCGAAGGAAUACUGAAAGAGCUCCCUCAAGAUGGCAGAAUCCCGAAGACGAAGAUCGUCUGCACUCUCGGCCCGGCGUCGAGAUCGGUGCCGAUGAUCGAGAAGCUUCUGAGGGCGGGGAUGAACGUUGCAAGAUUCAAUUUUUCGCAUGGGACCCAUGAGUAUCACAAGGAGACGCUCGAUAAUCUCAGGGCAGCGAUGCAGAACACUCAGAUCCCUUGUGCCGUUAUGCUGGAUACAAAGGGACCGGAGAUUCGCACAGGCUUCCUGAAGGAUGGAAAACCCGUCCAACUUAAAAAGGGCGAAGAGAUAACAGUGAGCACUGAUUACAGCCUCAAGGGUGAUGGAAAAACAAUUACCAUGAGUUACAAGAAACUUCCUGUAGACUUGAAGCCUGGAAACUCCAUCUUGUGUGCUGAUGGAACUAUAACCCUCUCUGUACUUUCAUGUGAUCCAGCUGGUGGAACAGUUAGAUGCCGUUGUGAGAACACUGCUAUGCUUGGUGAGAGGAAAAAUGUUAAUUUACCUGGCAUUGUGGUUGAUCUUCCAACAUUGACUGACAAAGACAAGGAGGAUAUACUGGAGUGGGGUGUUCCCAAUAACAUUGAUAUUAUUGCUCUCUCGUUUGUGAGAAAAGGCUCUGAUCUCGUCAAUGUACGUCAGGUCUUGGGUCCUCAUGCGAAGCACAUAAAGUUGAUGUCAAAGGUGGAGAACCAGGAGGGUGUGAUAAACUUUGACGAAAUCCUAAAGGAAACCGAUGCUUUCAUGGUCGCUCGUGGUGAUCUUGGCAUGGAGAUCCCAGUCGAAAAAAUCUUCCUCGCGCAAAAGAUGAUGAUCUACAAAUGCAACCUUGCUGGUAAACCUGUGGUGACUGCCACACAAAUGCUCGAGUCCAUGAUCAAAUCCCCUCGCCCGACCCGCGCUGAAGCCACUGACGUCGCCAACGCUGUCCUUGACGGCACCGACUGCGUCAUGCUCAGCGGCGAGAGCGCUGCUGGGGCCUAUCCUGAGAUCGCCGUCAAGGUCAUGGCCAAAAUCUGCAUCGAGGCCGAAUCCUCUCUUGAUUACAAUGCUAUCUUCAAGGAGAUGAUACGGUGUGCCCCGCUUCCGAUGAGUCCGCUUGAGAGCCUGGCGUCGACAGCGGUGCGGACGGCGAACCGAGCGCAGGCGACGCUGAUCGUCGUGCUGACGAGAGGAGGGACGACUGCGAAGCUUGUGGCAAAGUAUCGGCCAUCAGUGCCUAUACUGUCUGUCGUUGUUCCUGUACUGACUACUGAUUUUUUUGAUUGGUCAGUGAGCGAUGAGUCGCCCUCGAGGCAUAGCUUGAUAUAUAGGGGGCUGAUACCGUUGCUGGCUGAGGGUUCAGCGAAGGCUACGGAUGCAGAGUCGACAGAGGUGAUACUGGAGGCGGCGCUCAGGUCGGCGGUGAAGAAGAAACUGUGCAGGCCAGGGGAUUCUGUUGUUGCGCUGCACAGGAUUGGUAUUGCUUCAGUCAUCAAGAUUUGCAUCGUGAAGUGAUGGAUUGUAUUAUGCUUGCUGUUUAGUUGUUGAUUUCCUAAGCGCACGGUUAAUACAUAAAGUGCAGGGUAUUGGAGAGGGAGGACUCCAAUUAAAGGGAAAUCAUUUUAUUGUUGAAUCUGUAAGGUAUAGUGAAUUGGUUUUGAUGAGCCCAGAUCUAGCUGGUUGGUUAGCUGGCAAUGCCGUGGACUGGGUGUUGUUUCCAGUUUAUUUCGUUCUUAAAGAAUGUUGUAGCCUCAGGCUGUUAACCAAGUCGUUUGGUUAGCUGAACGUUGCGAAAAUGGCGAGAAUAAUUGUUUUUUUUGUAAAUUUUAAUGGCAACGGCAGCAGUAUGCUGGGGGUUUCUAUAAUUGGUGGAGCUGUUUGUAGGCUACUAUAUAUUGUUUGUUUUACCGCU